Molecule: messenger RNA, 2709 nt
Organism: Mastomys coucha (southern multimammate mouse)
Lineage: Eukaryota; Metazoa; Chordata; Mammalia; Rodentia; Muridae
Gene: Znf410
Product: zinc finger protein 410
Exons: 12
Coding region: 558-1994 (478 amino acids)
Biological process (GO): regulation of transcription by RNA polymerase II
Cellular component (GO): PcG protein complex; transcription regulator complex
Molecular function (GO): DNA-binding transcription factor activity, RNA polymerase II-specific; RNA polymerase II cis-regulatory region sequence-specific DNA binding
Source: RefSeq, a predicted model, not a curated record
CAUCCACCCCAGCCGCCGCCGCCGCUCCCUCCGCCUCCGCGGGAAGGCAGUGACGUCACGGCCAGAAGGCACUGACCUGGUUUCAGAUUUCGCGGACCCGAGAGCCCUGAAGGGCAGACGGGAAGGGGCGGGGCGCUGCGGUUCCCCGGUCGGGAACCCGGUGUGUGUGUGUGUGUGUGUGUGUGUGUGUAGUGCGGAGCGAGGGAUCGGCCUCAGCAGCUGUCCAAGAGUCAGCACCUCGACUUGAGUAACGCCCGCGGGGCGGAGAAGAGAGCGAGUAGGUCUGUUGGUGGGGGGCGGCCAAACUUCCUGUCCCGCUCUGGAGCUGCUUCCGGCGGGAGCCGGAAGACGCCGUGUGUGGACGGAAUUCGGGGCUGACGGACGGACGGACAGACGGCCAGCUGCCCUAGACUGGAAAGGUUAAAUUGAUUACCAACAUAGUUCAGCAUCUUACAGGAAAAGUGUAAUGUUUUUUAAAGGGAUAUGAAUAUAACAGGAAGGUGUCAUUGAUUUGAACCUGUCCCCCGAACAGCUACAGGAUUUCAGAAGCUGAAUCAAUGUUAUCAGAUGAGUUAGAAUCCAAACCAGAGCUCCUGGUUCAGUUUGUUCAGAACACCUCCAUCCCCCUGGGACAAGGGCUAGUAGAGUCAGAAGCUAGAGACAUAACUUGCUUAUCCCUCCUUCCAGUGACCGAGGCCUCAGAAUGCAGUCGGCUAAUGUUACCAGAUGAAACUCCAAAUCAUGCUAAUUCCUCCAAGGAGGUCCCUUCUUCAGCUGUUUUGAGGAGCCUUCAGGUGAAUGUGGGCCCAGACGGAGAAGAGACAAGGGCUCAGACUGUACAGAAGUCCCCAGAGUUCCUAACCACACCAGAGUCGCCUAGCUUGCUACAAGAUCUACAGCCAAGUGAUAGCACUUCGUUCAUUCUUCUGAACCUAACAAGAGCAGGUCUGGGCUCUUCAGCUGAGCACUUUGUGUUUGUGCAGGAUGAGACCGAGGACUCAGGGGCUGACUUCCUGUCUGGUGAGAGCACAGACAGUAGUAUCCCAUGGUUCCUCCGAGUUCAGGAACUGGCCCAUGACAGUUUGAUUGCGGCUACUCGUGCACAGCUGGCAAAGAAUGCAAAAACUGGCAGCAAUGGAGAAAAUGUCCACCUUGGUUCUGGUGAUGGGCAACCCAAAGACUCUGGGGCCGUUCCUCAAGCGGAAAAGAAGCUCAAGUGCACAGUUGAAGGCUGCGACCGGACAUUUGUGUGGCCAGCUCACUUUAAGUACCACCUUAAAACUCACCGAAAUGAGCGCUCCUUCAUCUGCCCUGCAGAAGGUUGUGGGAAAAGCUUUUAUGUGCUGCAGAGGCUGAAGGUGCACAUGAGGACACACAAUGGGGAGAAACCCUUUAUGUGCCAUGAGUCUGGGUGUGGUAAGCAGUUCACUACAGCUGGCAACCUGAAGAACCACCGGCGUAUCCACACAGGAGAGAAGCCUUUUCGUUGUGAAGCCCAGGGAUGUGGCCGUUCCUUUGCUGAGUAUUCAAGCCUCCGAAAACAUCUGGUAGUUCACUCAGGAGAGAAACCUCAUCAGUGCCAAGUCUGUGGGAAGACCUUCUCUCAGAGUGGGAGCAGAAACGUGCAUAUGAGAAAACAUCACUUGCAGCUUGGGACAACUGGGAGUCAAGAACAUGAUCAAACUGCUGAGCCACUAAUGGGCAGUAGUUUGCUUGAAGAAGCUUCAGUUCCCAAUAAAAACCUGGUGUCUGUGAAUUCCCAGUCCAGCCUUGGUGGAGAGUCCUUGAAUCUACCAAAUACCAAUUCUAUCCUUGGAGUCGAUGACGAGGUGCUUACGGAAAGAUCCUCACGCCCCCUGUCUUCAGUGCCUGAUGUGACACAUCACUUGGUGACGAUGCAGUCAGGGAGGCAGUCCUAUGAAGUUUCUGUCUUGACUGCGGUAAAUCCGCAGGAGUUACUAAACCAAGGAGACUUAACUGAACGACAGACGUGAGUGUGCUGACUCCUGUCUGAUCCCAGAGUGCAUGAUGGGAACAGAUCCAAAAGGCUCAUAAUCUGCCAGAGCUAAAAUGAGUCUGAAGGACAAAGACCUCGCCUUGCCCCUCUUCAUCUUCCCUGGCAGAGAAGAGGGAUGUCUGAGGGCUUCUCUUCAACCGCCACCAAUGCAGUCCAAGAGUGAGCAGUGGCCGUGGGCUGGAUACCUGUGCUGCCUCUUUCCUCAGUGCAACGUUGGGUAGACUUCCCAAGAGCAAGUUUAAUUAUGUGUUGGCUGAAGAUUUUCAUUGUGACUGUCAAGGUUUUCCUUUGAAGAGUUUUCACCGUAGACCCAGCUAUCUUUUCACAUGGUUGAAUUAUGUCCUGCUUCCAACCAGAACGUCACCAGAACUUCACUGAGUUUUCAAGAUGCCUUGUUGCUUUGAAGAAGGGAUGGAUGCCAAUUGUGGCAUCGCAUUCUCCCUUUAGCAACCUGAGUAAAAGACUCAGCCGUUGGGCUGUAAAAAUUUAAUUACUUGAAUCUCCCCUUGGCCCAGGCUGAGGUACCAACUUAUUCUGUACACUUUGACUUGGUCAUUUUUUUGUUUUGUUUAUGGGACUUAAAGUAGCAUGUUAUCAGGGGGUUUUAUUUGUUGUUUUUUGUUUUUUUUUUUUUAAGUUAAAAACCAUAUGAUCUAGAGUUUGUUUUCCUUUUAAAUAAACAAAACAACCUA